Messenger RNA from Sinocyclocheilus grahami, 491 nucleotides. RefSeq names its product complement C3-like. NCBI's taxonomy places the organism in Eukaryota, Metazoa, Chordata, Actinopteri, Cypriniformes, Cyprinidae. Bases 25 to 330 code for a protein of 101 amino acids. Gene Ontology annotation, molecular function: protein binding. The record is from RefSeq and is a predicted model, not a curated record. The transcript is spliced from 3 exons.
UACCAGGACUCUGAUACCUAUUACAUGAAUGUGACGCAGGUGCUGAAAGAAGGCACCGAUGAUAAUGUUGAAGGUAAAGUGAGACCAUUUUUGGCUCGUCCCAGUUGCAGAGAACAUUUAGGAUUGGUAGAAGGCAAGUCAUACCUCAUCAUGGGCAGAUCUGUUGACCUGCCAAAGCUCGGGGGAAGUCUGCAGUAUGUUUUUGGAGAGCGGACCUGGGUUGAAUACUGGCCUACAAGAGAGGAAAGCCCAACUCCAGAACACAGUGAGCGAUACAUCGGCAUCACUAAGCUCCAGAACAAUCUCAUCGAUUUUGGAUGUACUACAUAAUUAUAUAACACCUAUUUGUUGAUUACAAAAAAAUAACCAUGAUCUCCAGCACGCACUCAUUAAAUCUUAAAUAACAUUGUUCGAGCCAAGAUUCUUUGUUGUAAUUUGAGAAGAAAAAAAAUGGUUGACUGAAUGAAGCUACAAAAUGUUCAGUUUUGUCU